CUUAUUUGGAAUUUACUAUCAAUACUUCACCUUAAACCUUCGCCAUGGACUUCCUUCAGAGAGCUCAAGACCAAAGACUGUUCAACUUCACGUCGGAACAGAUGGCAGCGGAACACAAAUACCUGGCACAGUUCAUCAUAACAAAAGCCCUGGGAAAGGUCAUAAAGCAAAUCGAGACACCGGCCACAUCGGUUUUGUUGGAUGACCGGAAAAUGGCUGUGGUGGAGCAGGUGCAGGAAACCUGCCAGCAGGGCCUGCAGGCUCUGCUGGAUCUGGACAAGAAGGUGUUUCACGUUCCACCAAAUGUGCUCUUGGCGCAGGAUCUUCAUUUUGAGAAUACGUUCACCAGUGAAGACGAAGAGCAGAAGACGGCCCAGCUGGAGGAAAUGAAGAUAAUAUUUCGAGAGAACAUGGCCAUGCUGGCUCAACUAAAGGCCGAGGAGUCAAAGUUUGCAGAAAUGGAGGAUGUCCUCCAGAAAGAGAUUCAAAUGCAGGAAAUGGCCCACGAAGUGUGCAACUCCUUCAAUGCGGGCAAGAUUUCAGAGUUCUGCAACCGAAUAGCCAGCGAUCAACCAAAAGCCACUAAGAUUUAAAGGAUAAUCUUUAUGGAACUUUUAUUUUUAAUAUUGAUUGCAAGCCCCUAGCUUCCCGAGAGGGAAGUUCAACAGCCGCUUGGCCAGGCAGGCAGCCGCCUCACGCCGAGAGA
This is a messenger RNA of Drosophila kikkawai, 706 nucleotides long. RefSeq names its product Mis12 (gene Mis12). NCBI's taxonomy places the organism in Eukaryota, Metazoa, Arthropoda, Insecta, Diptera, Drosophilidae. The record is from RefSeq and is a predicted model, not a curated record.